UCUUGACUCGGCGUCACCUCAGCACUUCACCGCAGUUCUUAUCUCUUGACUCGGCGUCACCUCAGCACUUCACCGCAGUUCUUAUCUCUUGACUCGGCGUCACCUCAGCACUUCACCGCAGUUCUUAUAAGAUAACAUGGCUCGACUCCUCGCUCUCCUCGCUCUGGCCGCUGUGGCGUCUUCGGCCCCGGCGCGCAGCCCAUGCAAUCAAGCCUUGAGGGAUUAUGGCGUCCAAGAGUACAGGAACAAGUGCACUCUCGACUACGGCAGGAUGGCGGCGCGAUAUGCUCCCGAGUGCAAUCAGGGUGGUCCGCAAUACAACAGGGACACUUGUGCAUCUUUCACGGUCGACUAUCGCAAGUGCUUGCUGCGCGAAAACGAACUGGUGUUUAGUUAUACCUACAAUUUCGACCGUGAUACCUUCCAAAAGUACAAGCUGCGCUACAAAUGUGACAGUGAUCCUAAAUUCAAAGCCGCCUUCGAUAAGUGCUACGCUUCUACAAUGAAAUAUUUUGAAUUCAACCGGUUGUUCGGUUGCCUUAUCGACGCAACUAACUGAUUGCCCGGUACGGCUGACGAUGACGGGAAGGCCGAGGCUCCUGCAUUGGACUGAUCAAUCAGUAGCCUCAAACUGGAUGAUCAACGACCCAUAAACUGAUGUUUUGUUUCAGAAGCUAUUCAGGUGUUAUGAAUAUUUAAGUUUUGCUGUGUUGUUUCCUGUUUGUUUGAAUUUUCAAAUAUCUAAUAAACGAGUGAUGCAAUU
Messenger RNA from Hyalella azteca, 763 nucleotides. RefSeq lists its product as uncharacterized. The record is from RefSeq and is a predicted model, not a curated record. The coding region runs from base 137 to 559 and encodes 140 amino acids. NCBI's taxonomy places the organism in Eukaryota, Metazoa, Arthropoda, Malacostraca, Amphipoda, Hyalellidae. The transcript has 5 exons.